Populus nigra (black poplar) is the source of this 378-nucleotide messenger RNA. RefSeq names its product casparian strip membrane protein 4-like. The transcript is spliced from 2 exons. The coding region runs from base 1 to 378 and encodes 125 amino acids. Lineage: Eukaryota; Viridiplantae; Streptophyta; Magnoliopsida; Malpighiales; Salicaceae. The record is from RefSeq and is a predicted model, not a curated record.
AUGGCAUUUGAUGUAACAAGCUUUCUCUCGCUCGGACAAGAACCAAAGGCAGACACAAAAGGAAAAGGCUUUGCGGGUGCUCCUAAUCCUACCACAGUCCCAACAAAAGAAGCCCAGCACCCACGUAAAGGAUGGAGAAAAGGCGUCGCCAUUUUCGACUUGGUUCUCGAGCUGUCUGCCAUUGUCGCUGGUCUUGCUACCACUAGCGUUACGGAUCAUGCUUUUCCUUUUUUUCUCACUCAGUUCUUUCAGUUCCAAGCUCAGUUUAAUGAUCUCCCAACUUUCGCGUUUUUCGUGGUUGCUAAUGCCAAUGCCAUAGCUAGCGAGCUCCUUGCCCUUCUCUAUAGCAGGACCGAGCCUCCUCCUUGUCGUCUUUGA